ACCAAUGAGAACACGAGGAAGGCAGGAUUUCCUCCUCCCAGCCGUGUUGUCGUCUCUUCUUUGGCUUCUCCGCCGUUGGGCCCGCAGAGCGAGCUCCGGGGUCAUGGAUGCCGCUUAGGAUCUCCUGACGCGACUGAGUAGGGAUUAGGGACGAAAUCGCUCUUGGCCCGGACGGUCCAGCCGCCCAGCCCCGGCCCCUCCUCCCUCAGGUGAUUAAGAUGCUGUUAUCCAUAGGGAUGUUAAUGUUGUCAGCCACGCAGAUAUAUACUAUUUUGACUGUCCAGCUGUUUGCAUUCUUUAACUUAUUACCUGUGGAGGCAGACAUUUUAGCGUAUAACUUUGAAAAUGUAUCACAGACAUUUGAUGACCUUCCAGCAAGAUUUGGUUAUAGACUUCCAACUGAAGGUUUAAAGGGAUUUCUGAUAAACUCAAAACCAGAGAAUGCCUGCGAACCCAUUGCACCUCCACCACUGAAAGACAACUCAUCCAGUGCCUUCAUUGUGUUAAUUAGAAGACUUGACUGUAAUUUUGAUAUCAAGGUGUUACAUGCACAGAAAGCGGGAUAUAAAGCAGCCAUAGUACACAAUGUUGAUUCUGAUGACCUAAUUAGCAUGGGAUCCAACGACAUUGGUAUUUUAAAGAAGAUUGACAUUCCUUCUGUCUUUAUUGGUGAGGCAUCAGCUAAUUCACUUAAAGAUGAAUUCACAUAUGAAAAAGGAGGCCAUAUUGUUUUGGUUCCGGAGUUUAGCCUUCCUCUAGAAUACUACCUAAUACCAUUCCUCAUCAUAGUGGGAAUAUGUCUCAUCUUGAUUGUCAUCUUCAUGAUCACAAAAUUUGUACAAGACAGACAUAGAGCUAGAAGGAAUCGACUUCGUAAAGAUCAACUUAAGAAGCUCCCUAUACAUAAAUUCAAGAAAGGAGAUGAAUAUGACGUAUGUGCCAUUUGCCUGGAUGAAUAUGAAGAUGGAGACAAACUCAGAAUCCUUCCUUGUUCCCAUGCGUAUCACUGCAAGUGUGUGGAUCCUUGGCUAACUAAGACCAAAAAAACCUGUCCAGUAUGUAAACAAAAAGUUGUUCCUUCACAAGGAGAUUCAGACUCUGACACGGAUAGUAGUCAAGAAGAGAAUGAAGUCUCAGAACAUACCCCUUUACUUAGACCUUUAGCGUCGGUUAGUGCCCAGUCGUUUGGGGCUUUAUCAGAAUCUCAUUCCCAUCAGAAUAUGACAGAAUCUUCAGACUACGAGGAGGAGGAGGAUGACAAUGAAGAUAUUGAUAGUAGUGAUGCUGAAAAUGAAGUGAAUCAAGAGAGUGUAGUUGUUCAACUGCAACCCAAUGGUGAAAGGGAUUAUAAUAUAGCAAAUACGGUUUGAACUUCCAAGUCUAUUCAUCUUCAUACCUUAUAUGAAAAAAAAAUUGUUUUAUCAGCUUAUCCCUUUAUGUGUAUUUAAGUAUAUACUUUCAUUGUCCACCUCCCUUCAGUUACUUCUGUAGAGAGGAAUCUUAAUGUGUUCUAUGGUUUAAUUCGAUUGCAGUUUUUUUUUUCCUUAAUCAGGUUUUCCAUCCACAAAAAGCACACUGCUUAUUACUAAAGCAUAACGUUAUCAAGGUGCUGGACCUCAAGCAUCAUUCUCUUUUUGGAAAGGAGUAUAGCCAAAAAGUUUCGAAAAGAAAAACCACUACAAGUAUGGCUUGCAGUGAAGACUUGAUUACAGUGUACAAAUAUAUUUAUUCCCAUGAUGAUUUCUGCUGCCAUACCAUGCACGGCUUAAGCCCAGCUUCCCAGAAUUUUUGGUAUAACUUGUGGGAACCUCCAAAACUGUCUUCAUUAUGGCCAUUCAGUAUUUUUCUCAUAAAUACUACAAAAUGAAAUAGAAAUACUUAGUAACAGAAUUCUCUUUCCUAUUCACAAAUAGUAUUUAAGCCAGAAGACAGCAGUUUGUAGUAGAGUGCAGAAAAAUUUGAUAUUAAGACAGUUCUUAUAUUUAAUAGUGUUGAAUAUUAGUUUGAUGCAGCUGUUAGCUAAACUAAUAUGGCCCCACAUUAAUUUUCAGAACUGAAGGAUUGUGUGUUUAUGUGUGACCAAAGCAAAAAAAUAGGCAAUACCACAUAGAAAUUCUAACUAAAAUUUUAGCACAUGUUCUAUUGAUCUUCUGAUCACACUCGCGCACACUCUCCCCACCUACCCACCCCUUAAUAGAGUAUCUUACGCUAAUCUCCUAAACUAUGUACAGAAAAUUUUUUUUGAAGUAUUUGAUUUGAAAAUGAGUGCUUAUAAAUAUUUAACAAAACUCAUGAUGUACUUUAACAAUGUAUUAUGAAAAGCUAAAUUAUAAAUAUAUAUGCCAUUGUAACUAUGUAGAGAGAUGUUAGACUCAUGUAUAAUGAAAAUAGAGAAUUUUUUAUGGCCUUGUAUGAGGGAAGUUUGAAAGUUAAUAAACACGUUUUCCACUUUAAGUUCUAGCUGAUAUGCUGUACCAAAGCAUUAUAAACAAUUUUCAUGUUUGUUAACAUUUUUUAGAUAUAUGAACAGUGCUCCAAAACCACAAAAAAUGCCAUGUAUACACACACACACACACAGGUAUUUAUGAAGGCAUGAUCUUGAUACUAUACUAUAUACUAUAGACACCUGAAUUGUCUAUAUGUGCUAAGAAAGCUAAAAUUUAAUUUUAACUGAUGUACUGUUUAAAGUACAGCUGUUAGAUCCAACUUUAUGAAAAUGAUAUAUUCUUGAAAAAUUAUAGAUUGUAAUUUUCUUAAAUGAAGCAAUCCUAUUAACUUCAUUCAUAAAAAUGCUUUCUGCCAAGCGGGGAAUAACUUUUUACAAGAAUUACAAGAAUAUUUUACAAAAGUUUCAAGGAAAUACCUUCUAUUUCAUGGUUAUGUCUCAACAGUAUUGAAUUGUGGUUUUUACUUUUCUGUAAAUCUACUUGUAAAGAAAUGAUAGUGCAGUAAUAUCAUGGGAAGUUUCAAUUUGUCUCACAUGAAGAAGGGAAUUGUUGUGGGUGGUCCUUUAAGUUCAGAGAGAUCUCAAGUUGGAAUCUCUUUUCCCUUCCAAGACAAAUGUUAUUUUUAAAAACAAAACAUUAGAAUAUAGGGUUUACUUCAUGUGCAUUUUCAAGUAACUGCCCCAAUUAAGAGAGCAAGAGAAAUUCUUUGGAAUUUCUAAGUCCUCAAUAGUAAAGUCUAAUUUUUCUACACGUGCAGAUUUCUGCAUGGAAGUGUUAUUUAAACCAAGCGACAUAUCUGUAGAAUAAUAUGUAUUAAGCUUUCAGUAAUAUAGCUCCUGCUAUGUGUCAGGCACUGUGCUAAGCACAUCCCAUUUAAUCUUCACAACAGCACUGAGGUACCAUUUUAUAGUAAACUGAGGCAGACAGGUAAAGUAUUUUGUCUAUAGCUCUUAAGUGUUUUAAAGCUGAAGUUGAACUGUGUGUGUUACUGGGACGACUUCUGGCUGGUUUCCAACCUUAACUGUGACAUCAGUAUGGCUAGCCUUAAUUAAAUCAUGAUAUUUGUCUGGGA
Messenger RNA from Antechinus flavipes (yellow-footed antechinus), 3519 nucleotides. It is a transcript of the gene RNF13, whose product is annotated as ring finger protein 13. Gene Ontology annotation, cellular component: nucleoplasm; cytoplasm. The coding region runs from base 219 to 1370 and encodes 383 amino acids. Lineage: Eukaryota; Metazoa; Chordata; Mammalia; Dasyuromorphia; Dasyuridae. The record is from RefSeq and is a predicted model, not a curated record. Gene Ontology annotation, biological process: protein ubiquitination; ubiquitin-dependent protein catabolic process; positive regulation of DNA-templated transcription. Gene Ontology annotation, molecular function: ubiquitin protein ligase activity. The transcript has 10 exons.